AUGACAGUAGACUCUUUUAUUUUGGCUCUACGACGUUUCUUUAGCAGGAGAGCAAUACCAAAAAUCAUUAUGUCGGACAAUGCCCUGACGUACAUCUCCACUGCCAAACUACUGAAGACAGAGAUCCUUGGGACAUACGGUAUUACAUGGAAGUUUAUCCCACAACAUGCCCCAUGGUACGGAGGCUGGUGGGAGAGGCUCAUUGGCGUUACUAAGACAUCCAUUAAGAAAGUACUCGGGAAAUCACUGGUGAGUUUGGAAGUUCUGCAAACUAUUGUUACAGAAGUAGAAUGUAUCGUCAAUGACCGCCCACUCACGCACAUUUCUACAGACCCCACUGAUGAGGAACCUCUUACCCCUUCCCAUCUGCUAUAUGGGCGCAGAAUUACCUCCCCUGUUUACCCAGACGACCAAGAAGCCACAGCAAACGACAUUUCCCACAAUUCUGCAGACAAACUUUACAGGUUUAAGUCUGCAACGAUUGAACACUUUUGGUCGAGAUGGAAGCAUGAAUAUCUCACAUCUUUGCGACAGUUUCAUAAGAUGUCUGGCAAUCAUGGCGAUACUCUUACGGUUGGAGACGUAGUGCAAAUACAUGACAAUAACCUUCCGAGAAAUCGCUGGUCCCUUGGCGUCAUAGAGGACGUUGUCACUGGUAGAGAUGGUCUUAUCCGAGCAGCCCGUAUCAGAUCCAGACGAGGUGUUACCAUGCGACCCAUUGCCAAGCUGUAUCCACUCGAGUUGAAAUAA
Molecule: messenger RNA, 750 nt
Organism: Mercenaria mercenaria
Lineage: Eukaryota; Metazoa; Mollusca; Bivalvia; Venerida; Veneridae
Exons: 1
Coding region: 1-750 (249 amino acids)
Biological process (GO): DNA integration
Molecular function (GO): nucleic acid binding
Source: RefSeq, a predicted model, not a curated record